Messenger RNA from Orbicella faveolata, 2731 nucleotides. RefSeq lists its product as uncharacterized. Lineage: Eukaryota; Metazoa; Cnidaria; Anthozoa; Scleractinia; Merulinidae. The record is from RefSeq and is a predicted model, not a curated record.
AAAAAGCCCUGGGAACGACGCUGGCCGCGAUCUUGGAUUUCUAAAAAUCUUUGAUUUCAGAAAAUCACCAAGAUUGGCUGAAAAAUACUCAAACCCGACAAAAAGAUAUUUAAUUCCUAACCUGAAAAACUCGAAGCGUCACCUAUCGAGAUUCUUGACAGCGGUGAGUUUUAUUAACCUCAAGUUGAUAAAAAAAAAAAAUUCAAGAGUUGACAGAGAUCAGCCCCGGGCUUUGAAAGCAAAAGUCCCAUAGUGUGUAAAACACCUGUGUGUGUUCUCUUUAACCACAAACUGUACCGUCUAGUUAUUCAUAAACAACAAUUUGACCACAAGGAAAAGCCCGGCAGCCGGGACAAACUCUGUGAUGAAGUCAUGGAUGAGUUAAUUUUUUUCAUGGUUGACCUAUUUUCUUCCGGUUAUAACUCUCCAAAACCCACGAAGCAUUUGAACCAGAAAAAUGGACAGGAAACCUUCCAGGCCUCGUUAUUUACCGUUGUAUUUGAACCGAAACAACUUGGUCCAUUCGCUCAAGAACAACGCAAGCAGGUAUUACAUCGCUUGGUUUAUUUCAAUGCUUCGAAUCAUCAUGUGGAAACUGAAAUGUGUUGCCUUCAAAGGUCAACAGCGUGUUGUGAUGGUUAUGCUAUUGAAGAAAAGAGUCCUGUGUUUUAUCUUUACUUGUUCAAUUUUCGUGACUGUAUACACGAUGAUGAAAUUUACCCACAAAUCUUCGAAUCUAUGGACUGCAUCCCUGAGCGAAAUGUUUUGUUUAUCUGAACAGAAAAUUUAUAUUGACGGGCGACUGUUAUGUGAAAACAACCAAGAAAUGAAAUACCUGUCUUAUCAACCACCUGUAGGGGGAUGGAAUAACCAACGUGUUGCCUUCGAAAACGCGGUUGUUUUGGCCAAGUUGUUGAAUAGAACUCUUAUUGUUCGCCCUUUAGCACCUCACCAGGAAAUACUUCGACUGAAAAGAAAGCGUAAAAUGUCUGCAAGUUAUGAAAUAUACAACAUGCUUCCUGAAGUCAAUCUUCUGCCAUUAUCUAAAGUAAUUGACUUAAAAGAAUUGUCGAGACUUACUCCUGUCAAAGAGGUCACUUCAAGUCAUGUGGAGUUUCUAGAGAAAUACAAACAUUUGAGAUGGCAUCGAGUUUGUCACAACGGGAUGGUAGGAAUAUGGGUUGAUACCAUUCCUAAGGAGACAGAGGGAGAAAAAUCGAAACUCCUUCAGCGACAUAUGGAAAAUCGACCCAUCUAUGGAGACCUUCCACUCUAUCGCCGCAUUUGCAAAACAGAAUUGAAACAUUAUGGCAACACAAGUUUUAGGCCUGUGUGGGGAAUCUGGAAUGAGUUGUCAAACAGAACGGAAGAUAUGCUGUAUUUCUCUGAAGGAUCUUUGUAUAUUGGAGAGCUUCUUUUCUUCGAUAAGACAACCGUUUUAAACACGCAUGCGUGGAUAAUGCGAUACAUUCGUUUCGCGCCGGACAUUCGACAACGUGUCGCGGAUGUCCUGAAAAUGAUGGGUCACCCUUUUAAUGCAUUGCACGUGCGCAGGACCGAUCAUCCGACAAGUUUUCACAUAAAACAGGAGUAUUGGUUACAGCAACUAAACAUGCGAGAUGCAGUGAAUCUAACAAAAACUCUUUACAUUGCCACCGACGAAGGAGACAAAACUUGGUUUAAACCUUUUAGUGAAGCAGGGUACAAUUUAUUUUUCGCUGAAGACUUCAGUGAUCAGUUGCGACUUGGAAACGUAAACCCUGCUGUCACUCAGGACAUGUUAGGCUUGUGUGAGCAGCUCAUUUGUGCGCAUGCUGACCAUUUCGUGGGAUCGUAUUAUUCAACAUUUACCAAGUACAUUAAGCGGCUAAGAAAACAACUGACUUGGAAAAAAGGAAUGAUACGAAAGCCUUACACCUCUAUCGUAUGGGCUGGAACGACUGAUGACCGAAACUAAUGUCAUCACACUUCACUGUUUGGUGACAAACUCCCAUCAAACUUUAAAAUCAGUUUUCUUCUUCCAUAAGACGUCUUAUUUUAUGGUUAGCUCCGUGAGUGGGUAAGAUGAACCGAAUCCUGCGCUGAGAUUGGCUACCUGAGCGGGCAAGAUGGCACUAUCUCGUCAGCUUGGGAUUUUCGAUUCCGCUGUAUCAAGCAAGGAAAUAGUGUUCUUUUUUCCAUAUAUGAAGACAUCCUUUAUUGACCAAGCUUGUUCUUUUCUUUGCGUGUUUACGGACUUCGACUCUGUCUUGGUCCAUAAACAAGCCAAACAAGAACUUGGCCAAUAUCCGAUCCAGCCAUCUUGACCUAACGGUUGGUCAAUAACCCAUGGAGCUUACAGUUUUUCACUAGAUAUAGCUUCAGGUGCUAAAGAUGUGCCUCACCCCACGCCCAACAUACCUUUCAGUGUUUUUCUUGGUUGUUUGUUUUUUAACUCAAUUACCUUGCCCAAGUAGGUAACAUGGUCAAUAUGGAGAGAGCACUUUAAUGUUAGUAAAAUGGCAAAGAUUGCGAGACAUAGCUUCUCAAAGACGAAGAGUUUUACAGACCUUUGUAUGCUGGGGGGAGGGUGCGGGCAAAUUUGUGCUAAAUGUAUACAAACGUCUGGUAACAUUUUAUGACUCCGUAUAACCACAUUUUCACUAUUUGGCAGCAUGACAACAGGAAGCGUGGCCAGUUUACAAUAUUGUAAGGUGCUCUUUCCAGCCUCGUCGCUAACUUAGACAACAAA